This is a messenger RNA of Periophthalmus magnuspinnatus, 1623 nucleotides long. RefSeq names its product recombination signal binding protein for immunoglobulin kappa J region-like (gene rbpjl). The transcript is spliced from 12 exons. Lineage: Eukaryota; Metazoa; Chordata; Actinopteri; Gobiiformes; Gobiidae. Bases 9 to 1622 code for a protein of 537 amino acids. The record is from RefSeq and is a predicted model, not a curated record. Gene Ontology annotation, biological process: regulation of transcription by RNA polymerase II. Gene Ontology annotation, molecular function: RNA polymerase II cis-regulatory region sequence-specific DNA binding; DNA-binding transcription activator activity, RNA polymerase II-specific. Gene Ontology annotation, cellular component: nucleus.
CACUGAUCAUGGAGGAGUUGGACGUUUUGGACAAUAGUAGGCUGGCCACUCGCCCGGACCCCGCGGUACUCUUCCCCCCUCCCUCGUCUCCCCUCACUCACCUGGGCUCGCUGAUCACCGGACACGACGCUCCGAGCACCGGGGACUGGCAAAACAGGAGGCUGGAGUCUGAGUUCCAGGCCUGUCACUUUGUAGAGACCACCAGAGAAGCUUUGAGAGACUCCCACAUGGACCAAAACAUCACUAUACUGCACGCCAAGGUCGCGCAGAAGUCCUACGGCAACGAGAAGAGGUUUUUCUGUCCUCCUCCUUGUGUGUACAUCAGUGGUCCAGGAUGGAGGCUCAUGCAGGACAAUCUCAAAGCGUCUGGCUUUGGAGACUCGGUGUACCAGGUCAGAGGGUACAUGUGUCUGGACUGCUCCAGCCAAUCACAGAGCGACGCUUUUAAACUGGUGUUUGAUGAGCAACCGGACUCCAGGCAGCUGUUUGCCUGUGCCAAGUCCCUGUACAUCUCGGACCAGGACAAGAGGAAGCACUUCCGCCUGCUCCUGCGCCUCUUCCUGGGCAGACAGGAAGUGGGCUCCUUCCACAGCCGCCUCAUCAAAGUCAUCUCCAAACCCUCGCAGAAGAGGCAGUCCAUGAAGAACGCUGACUUGUGCAUCUCAUCGUGCUCCAGAGUGGCCUUGUUUAAUCGCCUGCGCUCCCAGACUGUGUCCACGCGGUACCUCUCUGUGGAGGGAGGAGCUUUUGUCGCCAGCGCCCGCCACUGGACAGCUUUCACCAUCACUAUGGUGGAGGAGCAGAGAGCGGACUUUGCCCUGACUGAGAGCUUCGUGUGUUAUGGUUGUGUGGUCCAGCUGGUGUGCACUGAGACCGGGGUAACUCUGCCUCCAAUGGUGAUCCGUAAAGUGAACAAACAGCAUGCCAUCCUGGAUGUGGACGAGCCGGUAUCUCAGCUUCACAAAUGUGCUUUUCAAUUUAGAGACAGCCCACAGUCCUAUCUGUGCCUGUCCAACGACAACAUCAUCCAGUACCAUGCCCAGUGCCCAACCCGAGACCCCAGCCGAGUGGUACUGAACGACGGCUCUUGUUGGACCAUCAUAGGGGUUGAGUCUGUGGAGUUCAGCUUUAACCAGAGCCUGGCUCAUGCCCAAAGCCCUGUCAGCCCUUUCCCCAUCAUCUCUUCACUGGAGGUGGGUCUCACGGGCUCCACGGUACAGGUAAAUGGCGGCGGACAUGUUGCGAUGCUAGAGAUCCACGGAGAGAACUUUACUCCGCAUGUCAAAGUGUGGUUUGGGAGUCAUGAGGCAGAGACUAUGUUCAAAUCCCCCAAGUCCCUGGUGUGCGUGGUUCCUGAUGUCUCUGUCUUCUCUGAGGGCUGGCGUUGUUUUCGGAGGACCAUCACUGUCCCCCUGUCCGUCAUCAGACUGGACGGGCUCAUCUACCGCACUGCGUACAGCUUCACCUACACACCUGAGCUCCAGCUGGCCCCUGUCCUCCGGGGUCCCGAGCAAGGCCGCAGACAGGAGGGGGCUCAGGGGGCGCAGGAGGGGGACGACCUACUGGAGACCAUACACCAAGAGUUCACACGGGCUAACUUCCACCUUUUCAUGCAGAGUUAGG